AAUAAUUGAUGGGGUUGUUCGUCUGCUCAAUUAGAACCAGAGUUAUCAGAUCUCAAUCUUUAUGGGAGAAUAUUAUAUUCUUCUUCUAGUGGUGUAGCCUUCCAAGCCAAAAGAAGAAUUGAAUUGUUCUUAUGAACACCACAGCUGAUCCUUUCAUUGCUUCUACAGUCCUACAACUUGAGAUUGAUUCCUCUCGACCACUUCAGAAUUUUGCUUUGAAAACCUAUCCAGAAUCUGAUGCUUUUGGACUAUAUUCCCCACUUUUGGACACCAAUUUGAUGGUCUGUAGCUCUAUAUAAAUUUUUGUUUCUCUCUUCUUUAUGCUGCAGUUUGUUUUUUUUUUUCUUUUUAAGUGAUAGAAUGGCCUCCAGAAGAAUUAUCAAAGAGCUCAAAGAUCUGCAGAGAGACCCCCCAACUUCCUGCAGUGCAGGUCCUGUUUCAGAUGAUAUGUUCCAUUGGCAAGCUACUAUUAUGGGCCCUAAUGAUAGCCCUUAUGCAGGGGGUGUUUUUCUUGUCACCAUACAUUUUCCCCCAGAUUACCCCUUCAAACCUCCCAAGGUAGCCUUCAAAACUAAGGUGUUCCAUCCAAAUAUUAACAGCAAUGGGAACAUAUGUUUGGACAUACUCAAGGAUCAGUGGAGCCCUGCUCUCACCAUAUCAAAAGUUCUGUUAUCUAUAUGCUCUCUUCUCACCGAUCCGAACCCCGAUGAUCCGUUGGUGCCGGAGAUCGCCCACAUAUGCAAGAAUGACCGGCUGCGAUAUGAGGCGACGGCUCGAAACUGGACCCAGAAAUAUGCCAUGAAUUAAUUGUCAGUAUCUUCAUCUGAUGAUCAUUGGGAAUUAAUUGCAACUUUCUUAUUUUUGAGUCUUCUUUGGAAUCCUCCAAGAUUCUGCUUCUUGGGGUUUCUUUCUGAAGAGAUGGAGGUUUUGGAUUGAAGUUUAAUAAUGUUAUCAGAUGUAAUAAUGAUGUUUAGGAAAGUCAUGUGUGAUCAUUAAUCUGUGUUUCAGCAUUUGGUGAUUAAUAAAAGAACAAUUUCUGUU
This is a messenger RNA of Phalaenopsis equestris, 1041 nucleotides long. RefSeq names its product ubiquitin-conjugating enzyme E2 8-like. Gene Ontology annotation, molecular function: ubiquitin conjugating enzyme activity. NCBI's taxonomy places the organism in Eukaryota, Viridiplantae, Streptophyta, Magnoliopsida, Asparagales, Orchidaceae. Bases 361 to 807 code for a protein of 148 amino acids. Gene Ontology annotation, biological process: protein polyubiquitination. Gene Ontology annotation, cellular component: nucleus. The transcript has 4 exons. The record is from RefSeq and is a predicted model, not a curated record.